AUAUCGAUUGGUCUAGUUGUGUUUAUUAUUUAGAAUAAGCAGGCGCGGUGUUCUUAUUUUGUUUACACAUAUUAGAGUAGGUAUAAAAUGUUCCAUCCACUGUACUUGGAGUCACAAAUGGCAGCAGUUGAGUUUAGGGCUGUUCUGCACACCAACAUCACACAUCCCCUGACAACCAGUCAGCGUUCAGUAGUAUUCGGAGCACUCUCCUAUGAAUAUCGUAGGCAAUGCUUCCAUUUUAUACUCUUGGACUAAAGCAUCAUUUAUCUUCCAUGAAGAGAACAAGAGAGAAAACAUCAAAAGGAAAAAAGAGAAUUGAAACAGAAGCUACAAGUUGUUACUUUCCAGCAGCUACUGAGAAGGAAAUUGGUGCUGUAAACUCCAAUCUGGUGAUCUCAGAAACAUGUGGAAGCAUCAGAUUAAAGGAAGAGUUCUUUGACACAUACUGUGAAGACUUAGCCAGGAACCUCAUAGGGAAAGUACUUGUGAGAAAAUUUGAUAAUAGAACCUUGAAAGCUAGAAUUGUUGAAACAGAAUCUUACCUUGGUGGUGUUGACAAGGCUUCACAUUCUUACAAUGGGAAAAUUACUGAGAGAAACAAACCAAUGUUCAUGAAACCUGGAACAACUUAUGUAUAUUUCACAUAUGGAAUGUACCAUUGCUUCAACAUUUCUAGUCAAGGGGAUGGGGCUGCUGUUCUUAUAAGAGCAUUGGAACCAAUUGAAGGAUUGAAUUACAUGUGUCUCCAGCGACAGCAAAGCAGGAAAAGAAAAAACGAUGGAAGUGUAAAAAUGUCAUUGCAAAACAAUAAUCUGAAACCACAUGAACUAUGUAAUGGUCCAGGGAAGUUGUGUAUUAGCAUGAAUAUUGAUCGUCAUACUUGCAACAUGAAAGAUUUAAGUCUGUGGGAAGGGAUGUGGAUUGAGGAAGAUAAUGAAAGCCGUAAAAUAUCAGAAAGUGAGCUUUUUGUUAAAACACACAGAAUUGGUAUUGAUUCUGUUGGUGCAGAGUGGGCUAAGAAACCACUUCGUUAUUAUCUAAUGGGAAACAAAUCUGUUAGUCGGUUGGAUAAGCAGAAGGAGUUAGAACUUAGAAAUAUGGUUGUAUCAUCUUCAUGAGACACCCACUUUUGUGCAAUAUGUCCCUUGUGUUUUGUUACCAUUUUACUAGAACAGUAACUAAACUUAGUGUAAGAUUUUUGUAUGCUGGUGGACCAGUGGUUGGAAAAACUAGAAUACCUUCAUAUGAAGAGGCAUUAUUGUCCGCGCAUACAAAGUUGACACGUGGCACGGUGGCUGAUGGGAGGGGCGCAAAUGGGAAAUGCCUUUGCGAUCGCUCACAUCAGGCACCGCGCGGAGUGCCAACUUUGUUCGCAUGUGUAGCACAGUAGACUUUAAUCUGUGAUCCUCUGUUUGGAAUGGUCUUACUAUUAGAAGCAAUAACAGAAUAAAAACCUAUGCCAAACAUAUUCUGGCGUCUUCCAGAUUUAACAUUUCCAUUUUUGAUUAUAUGUAAUGUUUUCUUUAAAAAAAAUGCACUGAUUCUUUUAACUUGUACAUCAAAUGAAAGUGUGUAUUAUUAUUAUUAUUAUUAUUAUUAUUAUUAUUAUUAUUAUAGGUUUGGCCUCCUAAGGACGACGUCAAAUAACAUAUGUCUUCUUUCUUUCAAGUAGUUUUUCACGCUUUCCACAUGUUUUUCUCUUUUUUCUUCUGUGUCUGUUAUGCCGGUCAUUUUUCUUUGUUCUCUCCUGGAAGCCUUUGAAACUUUUUACUUUGUUCUGUACUUUUGUCUUUUACUUAUUUCUUCCUGCUUUAUUUACAUUUCCCUCAAGUCUGUUUUAACUCCUUUGAUCCCGAUCAUUGAUGUUUUUGGGUUUCUGUCAAAAAAAGUUAAAAAUUCUUUUUGUUAUUUUGUUUUCAUCUAGUCUUUCUAUGUGUCCAUAGAACACAACUCUUUUCUUCCUCAUCAUGUUUAAUGUUCAUUCUACUUUUUCAUAAAUUUCUUUAUUACUACUCAAUUUGCAUUUCCCAGUUUCAUAUGUUGGUCCCAAGAUUUUCCUGAUUAUUUUCCCUUCCUUCUAUUUCCCUAAUUGUUUGGCUGUAUUUAAUGAAAGGUGUUCUGAAGCAUAAAAGCAUUCUGAUCUAAUGACAAUGUUGUAACAUCACAGUUGUGAGUUUAUGGAAAUAAAUUCCUUGCUAUACAGAUUUUUUGUUAAGUUAAUAGCCACUUCCAAUUUCUUUGUGCUUGCUAAGUUAGUUUCUUUGUCCAAAGCAUUUUUUUGUAUUAUUUCCCCUAAAUAUUUAAAUUUUGUAGUCUUUUUUUAUUUCAUCCAUAAUCAGUUUCCAUGUAUUUUGGUGCCUCCAACACAUUUGUCAUAUACUCUGCUUUUUCAAAAGAUAUGGGCAUCAAAAGAUAUUGAAGCUGUGUCAUGUAGGAGAUCUAUCUGCAUUGUAGCCAGGAAUGCAAGACUGUCUGCAAAGGCCAAACAAGCAGUACUCAGAUUAUCCCCUUUUCUUCCAGUUGUGCUUUUUAAAGUCCUUCUUCUUCUUCUUCUGUUCUUUUGCUCCAUUCCUUGGUUACCUUUGCUAGUACGCAAUUGAACAGCAGUAGGGACAAUCCAUUUCCUUCUCUUACACCAGUUUUCAAAAGCCUUAGAGAUUUCACCCCAAAAUUUAAUUUUGUAUUUGUUAGUGUGUUUUUUUAUGGCUAACACUGAUUAGUUGUCAACUCCAGGGCCAGCUUGGGAGGGCGACAGAUCGAGCCAUCACGCAGAGCAGCAGAUUUUUGAGGAAGGCAAAAUGCUAUAUUUUAAUAUGGCUCCGAAAGGAUGAAUUAAACAAGACAGUGAAAGAAACUUCCUGGCAGAUUAAAACUGUGUGCCGGAUUGGCAGAUUAAAACUAUGUGCCAGACUGAGACUCAAAGUCCCUAGUUUGAGGCUUGGUCCGGCACACACUUUUAAUCUGUCAGGAAGUUUCAAAUCAGCGCACACUCCGCUGCAGAGUGAAAAUAUCAUUCUGAAGACAGUGAAAGUUUUCAUAAAGUGUGAGAAUAAAUUGGAAAUACAAACUAUUCAUAAAAUCUAGUGUCUUACUGUAAAUUAUAUGCAGUAUUGUGAAACAGGUGACAAGUGAAUAAAUGUUGGCAUGUAACAGCAUAA
Messenger RNA from Schistocerca serialis cubense, 3158 nucleotides. RefSeq lists its product as uncharacterized. Lineage: Eukaryota; Metazoa; Arthropoda; Insecta; Orthoptera; Acrididae. Bases 228 to 1118 code for a protein of 296 amino acids. The transcript is spliced from 4 exons. The record is from RefSeq and is a predicted model, not a curated record. Gene Ontology annotation, biological process: base-excision repair. Gene Ontology annotation, molecular function: alkylbase DNA N-glycosylase activity; DNA binding.